This is a messenger RNA of Cotesia glomerata, 1240 nucleotides long. RefSeq lists its product as uncharacterized. Lineage: Eukaryota; Metazoa; Arthropoda; Insecta; Hymenoptera; Braconidae. The record is from RefSeq and is a predicted model, not a curated record. The coding region runs from base 18 to 917 and encodes 299 amino acids. The transcript has 2 exons.
UAUUUGCAAAUCUUCUAAUGGCGCUAAUCAAAGCUAAUGGCGCCGUUGGAAACCUUAUUCAUAUCGAACAAAACGAAGAAAAUCAAGUUACUCGCAUAUGGCUAGUUUUUCCAGAUAAAAACACUGGUACAGUGGCUAGAAGAAAAGUCGCUGCCUUUGUUGCAGAACAUAAUAUCGAUAAACGUGCUGUGCCUAUUGUGCGUCGAACUUCAACAAUAUCACUCAAUAAUAAUAAAACUAUUGUGGGAAAAAGAAAUCAUUUUCCAUUGAUAUCAGGAUGUGCUAUGACUAUUCAUAAGUUUCAAGGAGGUACUUAUGACGAGGUGGUGUAUGAGUAUAGUAAAAGUCAUAGUAUUCCAUUACUUUACGUAGCUUUAACACGAGUAACAAGUGCUGAAGGGUUGUUUAUAUGUAACAGUACGGAUGAUUUAAGAUUUUAUCAUGGAAGGAGAGUUGAUCCAUCAGUUUCCAGCUUACAGCACGAAUUUGAAAGAUUAUCUUUAAACAGACUUACUACAUUGCAAGGAUUGAUCACUGAUUUUAUGAACUCCAGAAAUAAAUUAACCAUAUACACUUUAAACUGUCAAAGUCUCAGAAAAUAUGCUGCUGAUUUACAAGAUUCUAUUUGCAGAAAUAGUAACUUUUUGUUACUAACUGAAACAUGGUGUCCUGCAAACGAAGCAGUUGACUUAUGUAACUUUCAUUGUAUUGCAAAAUUUAAACGACAAAAUGUUAGAGCCGCUGGAGUUCAAAAUGCUACAGAAGUUCAUGUUUCCCAAACAUCUAUUGGUGAUAUGUGUGCUUCACAUGUUAAACUAGAAGACGGAAGUGAAUUAAUUAUGAUUGUAGUAAACAUUUCACCUAAUAACAAAAUGGAUCAUAUAAUUUCAUUUUUACAUGAAAGCUGGAGAUUUUAAUGUAAAUUUUGCAAGAGCUGAAUCAAUGCCAUUAAUGACAUUUCUUCAAAAAGAAUUUCAAUUGCAAAUCAACAACAAUCCAAGAGAAUCUACUACCAAAUAUGGAACAACAAUAGAUGCUGUAUUUGUGGGAUAUCUUGAUAAUGUUUCAUCCAAUACUUUUGUAACGUACUUUAGUUAUCAUCGACCAAUCGUCACAGUAAUACCAGCAGAGGAAACAUCGAAUAUAACUAUUACUGAAGUCACAGAUGAAAAUAUUUAAAUUGUGGCCACUUGAUAUUAAUAUCGAAUUUUUAUAUCACAUGUAAAUAAAUGUUUAUUAA